CACCGGAGCACAGAAACAGUGUUUUAGUUUAACUUAGUAUUUCCAAGCAGUUUUAGACAGUUUUAGUGAUGGGAUUGUUGAGCAAUCUGAUGGCCAGUGAGAGACAGAUGUUACUGAAUAGAGUUAAAAAAAUAAGAGUUAAAGAAUAAGACAAAAAGAAUAAACAAACAAAAAAUAACAUGAAUUUAUCAAUAAGAACAUGAAUGGGAUCAACUUAACAGAAUGAGUUUAAUUAUAAAUAACAGUGAUGUAAAAAUGUUUUAUUUUCUCUGAUCAUCAAAUAUUGAAGAAAAACAAGCAGUUUUUACAUGAUGAGUUCAUUUAUUAUCGGAAAAGCUGCUGAAUUUAAACCAAACUGGCUUGUGAGAAAAUAUAACCUGUUAUUAACUGAGAUUCGUCAUAAUUUUUCAUUUCAACUGUCACUGACUGUCAUUGAUUAACUCCACAAAGUUAAUCAAUGAGUAACUUUGUGGACAAGGGGUGUGAAUACUUUAGGGCUGCCAGACACAGUAUGUUAUGUCUUAAAGUGACCAAAAGGUGGCGCCCUUCAACCCAUGAAUAGGCAAAAAUGACACCUUCCGUUUAAUUGAGUGACAUCAACACUGACCUUGUUUUACGAAGGUUUCAUUAGUUAUUCAUUUUUGAUACUAUAUAGAGCAGCUAACAUGUUGUGACUUCCUUCCCGUUUAUUUCCUGUCCUCUGCUUCCUCUCAGAGGAAGAGGAGGAGGAGGAAGAGGAGGAAGAGGAGGGCGGACACUCAGCAGCAUCCUCCAGCCUCCGCCCGCCUCUCUGGCUCUGCCUCCAUCCGACACGGCGCUGGAUCAGACCUGCAAGGGGGUGGGGGGCAGAAAAACACACUGCGGAAAGAGGGCGAUGGCCGCCGGUGGAGGAUGCGGGGAAUCGGUGGAUCAGUAUCAGGCCGAGGUGGAGAGGCUCACGCAGGAGCUGGCCGAAGCCAACCGGGAGAAGAUCCGGGCUGCGGAGUGCGGGUUGGCCGUCCUGGAGGAGAACCAGGCGCUGAAGCAGAAAUAUGCAGAGCUGGAAACCGACCAGGAGACCCUCCGGAAGGAGCUGGAGCAGCUACAGGAGGCGUUCGGUCAGGCCUACACCAACCAGCGCAAGGUGGCAGAGGAUGGAGAGACCAUUGAGGAGACGCUGCUGCAGGAGUCAGCCUCCAAGGAGGCGUAUUACAUGGGCCGGCUGCUGGAGCUGCAGACGGAGGUGACGCUGAGCCGCUCGGUGGCGUCCAAUGCUCAGGCGGACAACGAGAGGCUCAACGCGCUUCUGCAGGAGCUGCGAGAGAGCAACGAGAUGCUGGACCUGCAGCGCAGCAGGAUGAGGGAGGAGAUCAAGGAGUAUAAGUUCAGGGAGACGCGUCUCCUGCAGGACUACAGCGAGCUGGAGGAGGAGAACAUCACCCUGCAGAAGCUGGUCUCCACGCUCAAGCAGAGCCAGGUGGAGUAUGAGGGGCUGAAACAUGAAAUCAAAGUUCUGGAGGAGGAGACGGUCCUGCUCAACAGCCAGCUGGAGGACGCUCUGCGUCUGAAGGACAUCUCUGAGGGACAGCUGGAGGAAGCGCUGGACGCCCUGAAGACGGAGCGCGAGCAGAAGAACAACCUGAGGAAGGAGCUGGCCCACCACAUCAGCCUGAGCGACAGCAUGUACGGGGCCGGGGCCCACCUGGCGCUCACCGUCACCGGCGUCGAGGGCCUCAAGUUCACCGAGGAGACCGGCAGCGGCAACGUUCCCAACGGCGGCGCCAUCCCUGCUGCCAACGGCAACAUGGAGGACAGCAACCGCUGCAACGGCCACCUGCACCACAGCCCCGUCCUGGCCAAGGCCAGCGGGGAUUACCGCGCCGGCAGGAAGGCCGACGGCCUGGUGCCGGACCUGUUCAGUGAGCUCAACCUGUCCGAGAUGCAGAAGCUGAAGCAGCAGCUGCUGCAGGUGGAGCGUGAGAAGGCGGGUCUGCUGAUGACCCUGCAGGAGUCGCAGACCCAGCUGCAGCACACGCAGGGCGCCCUGACGGAGCAGAACGAGCGCGUCCAUCGCCUCACCGAACACGUCAACGCCCUCAAACACCUGAACGCCGACAAGGAGCUGGACAAGGAGAGCGAGAAGCCAGACGGCGGCUCCCCGUCGCCGUCGUCCAACGGCCGCCUCGACCCCGACAUCCACGGGUUUGAGAUCCUGGAGUGUAAGUACAAGGUGGCGGUGACGGAGGUGAUCGACCUGAAGGCCGAGCUCAAAGCCUUAAAGGAGAAGUACAACCAGGCGGUGGAGGGCCAGGGAGACCGCCACAACGACGACCGGGUCCAGGCGCUGACUGAGCAGGUUUCCCAUUUGGAGCGGAGCUACCGUGAGAGCCGGGAGCGGCUGGCUGGCCUGGAGGCCGAGCUGCGCGCCGCAUCAAACACGGCGACGGAGAGCCAGAGCAUGCUGAACGCAGCGCAGGACGAGCUGGUGACCUUCAGCGAGGAGCUGGCGCAGCUCUACCACCACGUCUGCCUCUGCAACAACGAGACGCCCAACCGCGUCAUGCUGGAUUACUACCGGCAGAGCCGCAUCACACGCAACGGCAGCCUGAAGGGCCCCGAGGAUCCACGGGCCCUCCUGUCUCCCCGCCUGGCGCGCCGCCUCGCCGCCGCGUCCGCGGCCUGCUCGCCCGACUCCCCGCGCAGCCCAAUGGACUCCCCGUCCAGAGACGCCCACCACAGCAACGCGGCGGGCAGCAUGGUGGGCAACACGGCGGGCAGCGUGGCGGACUCGUCGUCCUGCCACAGCAGCCCCAUCCACAACAUCAGCGGGUCGCCCUCCAUCAGCAUAUCCCGCUGCCCGUCUCCGGUGCCGUCGGAUGUGGGCGGCGACCUGCGGAAGGAGCCCAUGAACAUCUACAACCUGAACGCCAUCAUCCGAGACCAGAUCAAGCAUCUGCAGCGGGCCGUGGACCGCUCGCUGCAGCUGUCCCGGCAGAGAGCUGCAGCCAGGGAGAUGGCCACCAUGCUGGACAAGGACAAGGAGUCGUGCAUGGAGGAAAUCCUGAAGCUCAAGUCGCUGCUCAGCACCAAGAGGGAGCAGAUCGCCACGCUGCGGCUCGUCCUCAAGGCCAAUAAACAGACAGCAGAAAAUGCCCUGGCUAACCUGAAGAGCAAGUAUGAGAAUGAAAAGUCAGUGGUGACGGAGACCAUGAUGAAGCUGAGGAACGAACUGAAGGCUCUGAAGGAAGACGCUGCCACCUUCUCCUCUCUUAGAGCCAUGUUCGCCACGAGGUGUGACGAGUAUUGUACCCAGCUGGACGAGAUGCAGAGGCAGCUGGCCGCAGCAGAGGACGAGAAGAAGACGCUCAACUCCCUCCUCAGGAUGGCGAUCCAGCAGAAACUGGCCCUGACGCAGCGGCUGGAGGACCUGGAGUUUGACCACGAGCAGAUUCACCGCGGCCGCGGCGCCAAAGUGCCCAAGAUAAAAAGCAGCCCACCCAAAUUUUUUGUAGAUUGUCAGCAGCCUUCUGCCUCAGUACCGACAUUCUCCCCACAACUAAGGCGAGGGAGAGCCUCCUUAGCCCGCAGUCGUAAAUUUCUGGAAGACCUCCAGGAAUACCAAGCGGUCCUGUCCAGCAGUCGCAGCCUUCUCUCGCCGUGCGACCCGCGUAGCUGCAUGGCCCACCAGCCCCACCCCCCUGGCACCUAGCCCCGCCCCUGACACAUAGCCCCGCCCCCGGAACCUAGCCCCGCCCCUGGCCCGGACCCAUAGGAGCCAUGCAGAGGCAGACACUCCCUGGAUGAGGGAGGCGCCUCCUCUUCCCUCACUGGACUCUGUCCCCCACCCCGGCCGGACCCGGCCCGGUUCUGGCCCAGUCCUGGCCCGGUUCUGGCGGGCCUCCCACUACCUGGGUCGUAGAAGAGAGGCAGGACGCGCUCCCCGUCUUCUGGAUGCGACUUCCUGCAGGAGAAGAAAUGCUGCUGACGCAGAACUGGAAUCUUUAAAUUAGUUCACUGUUAUUUAUUAAUAAUUUAUUGACUAUUUAUUAUUUACGGGAUUUAAUAAUCCUUGUAUGUUUUUCUUCUGUCUUAUGUUUUUUAUAAGAAUUCAUUCCUGCUGUGGAGACGAAGUAAUCGGUUUCACAGAUUCACUUUCACAACAUGGUCUGUUUUGUUCUUCCAUCAAAAAUUGAACAAAAAUAAACAUUUGAUUUAGACGUUUUCUAGAAAAAAGCGUACCUAGUUAAACCAUAUAGAAUUUUGUGAGAAUAACAACCAAAUAAAUCAUGUAUGGAGUUUUUUUACACAGUAGCUCGUAGACACUUUGGGCGCGGCGGAUCCAGCGGACUAAUAACAGGAAAAGGUUUCACGUUUGUGACGGUUGAUUUCAGCUCAUUUCCUUUCACAGGUUUUUCUUGCAAUGCUUAUUUAUGAAUUAUUUUAACAUUUUUAAACUAGACACACAAAGACUGUUUUAUAUCACUUCUUGUUUAUUUAUUAGACACAUUUUUUACAGCGGGUCCUGGUGAUGCUUGUAGCUCAGAAACUGGGUGGAUUUGAUCAUUUGAGCUGCUCUUCAUUUUGAAUUGCAGAGGUUUAAAUGAACUCCUACUGCUGCAUUAAGGCCUCUGUUAUCUACUCUUUGUAUUUUCCUCGUCGAGUAUUUUCAGACUUUCUCGCUGGGUAGAAACCAGUCAUGCUACCGAUUCUUUUCCUCAUUGUGACACAGAGAGAAAACAACAUUGCAGCUCCACGCUGUGGGGUUCAUUUUUAGAGUUACAUGAAAUAUUUUCAUCAUGUUAUAUAUUCAUUUCUAAAUGUCACAGUUUAAACUAAAUAUUUAGCUAGCAAGUUAAAUGUUUACAACUGAAUAGGAAGCUAGCUUAACCCAAAAUAUUUAGCUCGUAGCUAAAUAUUUAUUUAGCCUGGAGCUAAAUAUUUAUUUAGCUCUGAGUUUGCUAAAUAUUAAAGUAGGAAGCUAAAUAUUUAGCUCCAAACUAAACAUUUAGUUUGCAAAUUAAAUGCUUAGUUCCAAAUGUAAUAGUUAGGUCAGUAAAUAUUUAACUUGCUAAAUAAAGAUUUAAUUGGUAAGCUAAAUGUUUAGCCCAAAACUAAAUACUUAGCUCUGAGCUAGCUUAAUAUUUAGUUUGAAAUUAAAUAUUUAGUUUGGUAACAAAAUAUUUAGCUUUACAUUAAAUGGGUAUCUUACUUGCUAAGUUUUAACUUUAAAAACUUUGAACUAAAUAUUUAGUUUUAAGUUAAAUAUGCACCUUGAUCACUACAUAUUUAGAUCCAAGCUAAAGAAUUCACUAAAUAUUUAGCUGGAGCUAAAUGUAUAGUUGGUCAAUUAAAUAAUAACCUUGCCUAAUAAUAAUAUAUUAACAUUUAUAAAUGAAUGAAUAACAUGGUGAAAAUAUGACUGUGUAGUGAACAGCCAUGUUUUUCUCUUAUGACUAAAUAAAUCUAAUAAUUGUGUUAAUUUUUGACAGUAACUUUAAAAGCGGUUCCCCACGCAGCCUCUCUGUGUUGCCGUCUCCCUUUGCUUCCCCAGACAGAAUGCAGUACAGCACAAGCACAAUUCUGCACUAUGCAUUUGAGCAAUACAGCAGCAGCGAAACAUUU
Messenger RNA from Gambusia affinis (western mosquitofish), 5601 nucleotides. RefSeq names its product bicaudal D homolog 1a (gene bicd1a). The record is from RefSeq and is a predicted model, not a curated record. Gene Ontology annotation, cellular component: cytosol; Golgi apparatus. The transcript is spliced from 10 exons. Bases 875 to 3688 code for a protein of 937 amino acids. Lineage: Eukaryota; Metazoa; Chordata; Actinopteri; Cyprinodontiformes; Poeciliidae. Gene Ontology annotation, biological process: protein localization to organelle; microtubule anchoring at microtubule organizing center; regulation of microtubule cytoskeleton organization. Gene Ontology annotation, molecular function: cytoskeletal adaptor activity; dynein intermediate chain binding; dynactin binding.